CCUCGGGCCUCAGGAUGCAAAGGUGGGGGCUGUGGGCCACGGCGGCCUCCCUGACCCUCCUCUCUGCACAGGCCUUUCCACAGACGGACAUCAAUAUCAGCCCAGCCAUGCCGGAGCUGCCCCGGGCUUCCCUGUGCCCACUGUUCUGGAUGGAGUUCAAAGGCCACUGUUACCGAUUUUUCCCUCUCAAUAAGACUUGGGCCGAGGCUGACUUCUACUGCUCUGAGUUCUCUAUUGGCAGAAAGUCCGCCAAACUGGCCUCCAUACACAGCUGGGAAGAGAAUGUCUUCGUGUAUGACCUUGUCAACAGCUGUGUGCCUGGGAUCCCAGCUGACAUUUGGACAGGGCUUCAUGAUCACAGACAGGAAGGACAGUUCGAAUGGACCGACGGCUCCUCCUAUGACUACAGCUACUGGGACGGGAGCCAGCCGGAUGACGGCGUCCACGCGGACCCAGAAGAGGAGGACUGCGUGCAGAUAUGGUACCGGCCCACCAGCGCUCUGAGGUCAUGGAAUGAUAACACCUGCAACCACAAGUUCCCUUUUGUCUGCAAGAUCGCGUCUCUGACCAUUCACUGAUCUGGUCUUGUCCCCUCACAGCAAGCCCGACUCCAGCACCGUUUUGUAGCCAUACCUAGUGUAGAUCGGACACUCAAUAAAUGUGAAACACGGGAAAGAUAAAGCUCCCAGAAAGAGAGUUUAAACAAGCAAGUCUUAAUGCUACAGAGUGGUUACUCGGUCAUAAGUGACAGGAAACACAACUUAAACUGGCUUAAUAAAUAAAAAGGGGAGGUGGAUUUAUUGCUCCAAGUAACAAAAGUCCAAGGUUGUUCUAGACUCAGAGUUGAAUUUCGUUGGCCUGGCUCAGUCCCAUUCCACUUUGGCUAUGUUGGUUGGCUAGACCCUGUUUAGAUGCACAUCUCUGGGGCGGAAGGGUAUUGAGUCAAUAUCAUCUGAACCACCUGGGCCCAAAGAGGUGGGCAAUUCCCCAAAUUAAAACAAAAUUAUCAAUAGAUUUAUGCAUGGCUGGUGGGAAUAUAAGAUGGUGAAGCCAUUCUGAAAAACAAUAUGGUGCUUCCUCAAAAAGUUAAACAUAGAAAUACCAUAUGACCCAGCAAUUCCAAUUCUGGGUAUGUACCCAAUAGUAUUGAAGACAGGUAUUCAAACGUGAGGGGUCAUCGCAGCAUUAUUCAUAAUGACCCCCAAAGUGGAAACAUCUUUGGGGGUACCACCCAGAUGACCUCAUCCCAUGGUUGAGGGUCCCAGCCAGAGCCCUGACCGUAGUAUACUGCAUGCCUUCCUUGGGAACCUUCACUGCCUUUGAAGUUUGGUCACUCUGAGUCCUGGCCUUGGUCUGCCCUCCCGCCAACUUCUUUGUCUGCAACCAAAGAGGCUCUCCAGCUUUCGCUCCUGGAGCAAGGGCCCGUUACUCGUCCUUGGCUGAUAAGUAUCCUUCUGUAGAGCAUCAAAGCCUUGUAGCAAUAGCCAACCAACCUAGUUAGGCUGACGUGUACUGUUUUCUCUGUUCAUCAAUUACCCGAUGCAUGGCUUCUGCUGGUGCAUUCCCUCCCCCCGGAACGCCCUCCCAGCUCCCUGCAUGAAAGUCUGAACCACGUGGUCCUGGGAACUGUAUGUGCUCUACCCACCAUGACUGAUGGCCAGCCUAGAGGGAGGCCAUCCAGAUGCUCGCCCCUGCCUUGUUGCCUGCUCCCUCAGACUGCUCCCAGUAUCCGUGGUUCUAGACUGGGUUUUCCGGUAGCAGUUGCUGAGACAGCGUUUGGCGUAGAGAUUGCUUAGGGAUCAAUACCUGCGAAGGGAAAGCGGAGGAAGAAGUGGAACUGAGACGUGACCUGGAAAAUUAUCAGCCAACCUGGCAGGGAGAUCCAGGAGAAAGAAAUAUUGCUAUCAGAGUGGACUACAUGGGGCUGAAAGGGCCAGGCCUUGAAAGACCCAAACUUUACACUGUCGGCGAUUCAGGCUUCCCCAGAAAGGAUGUGACUUCUCCGGAGCUGAUGCUGACCCUGAAGUUGCUGACAGCUGAAAGCUGUCUGCCCUCUUCGGGAUCUGAGUGGUGCAUCUCCGUGUUAGCACAACUGGAAUCAAAAAGACAUAGGUUGGGGGUGCCUGGGUGGCUCAGUCAGUUAAGCAGCCAAUUCUUGAUUUCAGUUCAGGUCAUGAUCUCAGGGCCGUGGGAUCGAGCCCUGAGUCAGGCUCUGCGCUGAGCAUGGAGCCUGCUUAAGAUUCUCUCUCUCAUCUCCCUCUGCCCCUUCCCGCGCCCUCCACCCCAAUAAUAAAUCUUUAAAAAAGACAUAGGUUCAAAUGCCACCAUUUCCGCUCACCAUGUAACCUCAUGAAAGUGGCUUAACCUCUCUGAGUUUCAGUUUUGUCCUUUGUAAAGUGGAGAUGCAUUCCCCGUCAGCUCUGACUGUGAUUUAUCUGGGGAAUGAGGAGCUUUAUAGGGACUUUUCCCGAAAACUAAAACUCAUUCCCUGAGCAUCUCAACUAUCUUUUUUUUUUUUUCUACAUUGGAUCGCAAUCUUUUUACACCACGUACACAUUUCCCUGCUUCCCUAAACAGAUGAUAUUCAGCAAGAUUAGUCUUUUCUCGAUGAUUCAGGGUCAUGUGCGCUCCGUCUACUUCAGGUAUUUUUGUCGCCUGUCAUCAUAUCUGGGUGUCACUGUGCCAGUCUCUGGCAGCCCACAGAAUCUCCCAUCUUUUCUAGACUGUUGCUGCUGAGAUGCUGUGGGCAGGGAAGCCAGGCAACCAAGCCUGAGAA
Messenger RNA from Ailuropoda melanoleuca (giant panda), 2776 nucleotides. It is a transcript of the gene CLEC19A, whose product is annotated as C-type lectin domain containing 19A. The transcript is spliced from 5 exons. NCBI's taxonomy places the organism in Eukaryota, Metazoa, Chordata, Mammalia, Carnivora, Ursidae. The coding region runs from base 15 to 578 and encodes 187 amino acids. The record is from RefSeq and is a predicted model, not a curated record.